UGGAGUUACUCUAAAGUUUGGAGAGAGUCCUGUGGUCUUUAAACAUGGAAAAUGCGUUCAUUUCAAAGGUGCGUCUGCAGUUCUUGAACAUUUUCAGUUGAUUUUUAGCCAAAGAACUGUCUUAUAACCUAAUUGAAAACUUACCUUAAAACCCUGCAAAGGAUCAAGCCUUUUUUGGUUAAUUUUCGACUCUUAACGCUCCUGGUGUGCUGGAGGGGGAGUUUGGAAAUGGGACUUUGCUUUUAGAUCUUGGACGCAGCCAGACAGGACAUGGGCAGCGGUACGAGCCGAGGAAAGAAAGUUGCACCUGCGUGUGUCAGCGAGGUGAACGUGACUAAAAAAGCUGCCGGUGUCACUUCACCCAAACAGCACAGCCGUGCAUUCAAACCUCUCAAAAUUCACACAAUUUUGCGCAACGCGCGCAACCGUGCGCAACCGGGCUGCCACAGCGAGGGCCACGACUCUGAGUUCUCUGGGGAGGACGAUGACAUUGAUGGAGAGCUGCUGGACACAGUUCUGACAGAUUAUGAGGAGCGAGAGAGGGCUUCUGUAAAGAAACAUCCUUCCAAGAAGACUUUCAUCAGAUCCAAAACAUAUGGACUGUGUCAUUUCAGCCGGGAGGACGCUGAUGAAGACUUGAGCUCAACUCCUCAACUUAAAGAGACGGGAACAGCCGAAGAGCCACGUGGCUCCCACGGUGGAACAAGAGAUGUAAACAAGAGGAGCAAUGAUGCUUUCACGCACGUUCAAAAACACACACCUCCGGGUCCCGGUCAGCAUGAUUCCUCCUCACAGGGCUUUUUGACAAGAGUGGCCUUGUUGGAAGCUGUUCCCACAUCAGAAAAAACAUCGACUUUGGGCAGCCUCCAUGGCUCCUCUCUCACCAUGCCAGUCAUCCUGUAUAAUGGAUCAGAAGAGGAGCUGAUGGACACUAUUGAGAACGAGUUUAGUUGACCCUCAGUUGCCCCAGAGCUGCCUUCAUGAGAUGCAGCAGCUUGCAGAUAAAAUAAUGAAAAAAGAAAGAGGACCAGGGUUUCUUAACAGGGUUACAUUCACUGUAUUUUUGCAGGGUUUCUUAGAUAGAUUUAACAUUGUGUUGAGGAGCUGCACUCAAGGCCUUUACCCAAGUUUUAUUUAACAACAAAGCAGUGUAAUUGCAGAGUUAUAACACCAACUUGAACAGAUGCCAGAGGGUUCUCCUCACACGGACCAGAGCUGUUAACAGACAGAGGCCUCCCUGGUUUGUUAUCUGCACGUCCCUGCAGUGAUAAGGUGUCACUGUCACCCCCUCAAUCCUGCUGGGCUCCCACAGAGCACACAACUAUUUAUUUGUAAUCUAUUACUUACUUUACUUUAACUUGUCUGUUAAUGGGAAACAAGAGAGAACACAAACAUUUCUCUGGUAGCUUAAACUCAGCAUUUCUGUAAAAAAAAAUCUAGCAGCACAGGCACAUUCUUGAGGUCUUGUGGUGACACUAUAUGGAAAAAUAUCAUUUUCCGCCAGCAGUUUUGUGCAUGUAAUGCAAUGUGAAGGGCUAUAGUUUUUCCUUUAGUGGCAAACCUGCAAAGGCAUGAGCUUGGAUUGUUUAUUUAAGGUUUCCUUCCUGACCACAGUUCCUGCACUUCUCCACCCAUGAAGAAGGAAUGUGUGGCUACAGAGAGACUUUCAAUAAGUCUCAGUUUGACCCAGCUCCUUUUCUGCAGAACACAAGAUUCAACCACAUUCAAACAUAAAGGUGUGCUGCCACUUAGUGGUGGAACACAGUAACUGUGUGCAUGUAUAUAUACUUGAGCAUUCACGUUAAUACCCAUAUAUGUCAAGAAACUGCAGCUGUCACUGUUUAACGACUGGUGAAUUUCAACCAGAAAUGUAGAGUACGAAUUUUGUAAUUUUGUUUUAUCUUGCAAAUAAAAAUGGACUAUUCCUGUUUGUGAUCA
Molecule: messenger RNA, 1938 nt
Organism: Thunnus maccoyii (southern bluefin tuna)
Lineage: Eukaryota; Metazoa; Chordata; Actinopteri; Scombriformes; Scombridae
Exons: 3
Coding region: 271-954 (227 amino acids)
Source: RefSeq, a predicted model, not a curated record